Cornus florida is the source of this 330-nucleotide messenger RNA. Its product is annotated as protein RALF-like 32. Lineage: Eukaryota; Viridiplantae; Streptophyta; Magnoliopsida; Cornales; Cornaceae. The coding region runs from base 1 to 330 and encodes 109 amino acids. The record is from RefSeq and is a predicted model, not a curated record. The transcript has a single exon.
AUGAUACCACUCCAUCUCUGCUUUCUUCUAGUCCUUGGCAUGGUGUGUCACGGCCGUGCCGUUUCCAGCACGGCCAAUGCAUAUGUGCCGUGCAACAGCUCAAUAGCCGAGUGUAAUGAAGAAGAGUAUGAGACUUUGAUGGAAUCCGAGAUAAGUAGAAGGUUUCUUGCAGAUAAGAAGUACAUCUCACCAGGGGCUUUGAAGCCAGACCAACCCGUAUGCAAUGGUGGUGCUAAAGGUGAAUCUUACAGCAAGAGCUGUCUGCCGCCUCCAUCUAACCCUCGAACCAGAGGUUGCCCUAAAUAUUAUCAUUGCAGGGAUGAUUCAUGA